GGCGAAACUAUUUUGGCGUGUUUGUUCGUGGACAGGUCCGGUCGCAUCAGGCGCAACGCCUUUUCGCACAUCACGCUCGUUUGUCGCGGUCCUCGACUCCCCGGACGCCCUCCUCCUCCUCCGCCUUUAGUCUCAUUUCCGCUCUUUUUCUCCUCUCUUCGACCACCCCCCGCAGUCACCAUGGGUUGCGUUCAAUCGUCUGGCAUCGACGAUGAGGCCAAGGCCCGCAAUGACGAGAUUGAGAGCCAACUCAAGCGGGACAGGAUGAUGGCGAAGAAUGAGAUUAAAAUGCUGCUGUUGGGUGCUGGAGAGUCUGGCAAGUCCACGGUGCUCAAGCAGAUGAAACUCAUCCAUCACGGUGGCUACAACGAACAAGAGCGGGACUCUUACAAGGAGAUCAUCUUCUCCAACACCAUCCAGUCCAUGCGCGCUAUUCUUGAGGCCCUCCCCGUACUAAACAUCCAGCUGUCGCCUCAGAGCGACGCGCGGAGAGCGGUCGUCUUGUCGUUGCCCAUGCAGAUUGAAGGCGAGAUGCUUCCGCCAGACGUCGCGGACGCUGUUCGUGGGCUCUGGAGGGAUCCUGGUGUCAAGGAUGCAGUUCGCCGGUCACGGGAGUUCCAGCUGAACGACUCCGCUGUCUACUAUUUCAACUCCAUGGACCGCAUGUCAGCACCAGGCUAUCUCCCUACCGACCAGGAUAUCCUUCGCUCUCGUGUCAAGACAACUGGUAUCACGGAGACGACGUUCAAGGUCGGCGAGCUCACAUACAAACUCUUCGAUGUCGGUGGCCAGCGGUCAGAACGGAAAAAGUGGAUCCACUGUUUCGAGAACGUGACUGCCCUGGUGUUCCUGGUCUCGCUCAGCGAGUAUGACCAGAUGCUGUACGAGGACGAGAGCGUCAACCGCAUGCAAGAAGCUCUCACACUCUUCGACUCGAUUUGCAAUUCUAGGUGGUUCGUCAAGACCUCCAUCAUCUUGUUCUUGAACAAGAUCGACUUGUUCGCGGAGAAGCUCCCGCGGUCACCACUAGGCGACUAUUUCCCCGACUACAACGGCGGCGAUAACUAUGAUGCCGCCUGCGACUACCUGCUGCACCGCUUCGUGUCGCUCAAUCAAAGCGCGGCGACGAAACAGAUCUACGCGCACUACACAUGUGCGACAGACACACAGCAGAUCAAAUUCGUCCUGAGCGCCAUCCAGGAUAUCCUCCUGCAAAUUCAUUUGCGGGAGUGCGGUCUGCUGUAGGGGCCGCUUAGAGGCACUCACAUCGGGUCUGCCGUCGGGGUUUCUGGAAGCUUAAUUAACCUGCAUUAUCUACUGUCUUAUUGUCUCCUCUUGUCUCUGGCAUCAUCCACUGUCGUCCGCCGCGCCCGGGCUCUCCUGUCCCCUAUCACUACCACUCGGAGUCUCUGUCCGUCUCUGUCUCUCAUACGCUUGAUGUCCUUCAUGUCCAUGUCGCUCUUUUGUGGCUGUAUACGUGCGCUCGCCACUCCUGGAUCCAGGCUCUUUCAUGCUACCCUUCGCAGAGGUGUUCGUACAGAUUGUUUUUCUUACUAUUCUGUUAGCUGUAGUUAUGUCCGGUCCCGCGCGCGCGAGCGUUCGGCCGCUUACUUCGAGUCUUCAUAUAUGAACACCUUAGUCUAUAUACCUUUCCGAUAAUAUUGAUCUCGUCCCCCGGA
Messenger RNA from Rhodofomes roseus, 1679 nucleotides. Its product is annotated as heterotrimeric G protein alpha subunit B. Lineage: Eukaryota; Fungi; Basidiomycota; Agaricomycetes; Polyporales; Fomitopsidaceae. The record is from RefSeq and is a predicted model, not a curated record. The transcript is spliced from 7 exons. Gene Ontology annotation, cellular component: heterotrimeric G-protein complex. Gene Ontology annotation, biological process: G protein-coupled receptor signaling pathway. Gene Ontology annotation, molecular function: GTPase activity; G protein-coupled receptor binding; GTP binding. The coding region runs from base 181 to 1245 and encodes 354 amino acids.